AUGUCAUCAUGGCAGCAAUCUGAUAAGCCCGAUCGACCCGAAAGGUCUGAGAUCAGCAGCGAAUUGCAGCUGUCGGCGGAGGUGUCUAUUGCAUUCGCCUGCGCUGCCAAGCUGAGCGCAAUGGAGGUGUUGGAGCGUGCACCGCCAGCCCAGAAGGGGAAUUGGGAGGUAGAGUGUAAUGCGUGGCUUGAGCGCGUUGCAAAAAUACUCAAAAUAGACUACGAGAGUCUCCCUCCCGAGCCCACUCACCAGGCCAUAAAGUGGCUGGCCUCAGAGAUACCACCGCACACACACAAAUCUGUAGUUCCGUCUUUCGUAAUGGCCAGUCUGUCUCGGCAGAAGAACGACCUACCCGAAUACACAGCUCUGAGCAGGGCGUGUAUGCGUAGUAUGCUCACCGUGCUCAGUAUCGAUCUACAGCUACUCAGAAUGGCUGAAUGCCAAACAGCGACGACGAUCUGGAUGACAGUAAAGGAUAACCUCAACUCUGAUUCUGAGAAAGCACGCUCUCAACGUGCCGAUAAACAGAAGUGGAUCAGAUGGGCAGCUACAGGCACGGGAGUGGUCGUUGGUGGCGUUGUACUGGGAUUAACUGGUGGUCUGGCAGCUCCUGCACUAGCACCGCUUUUCGCUGCUCUCCCUGCUCUUGGCUUCUUCGCUACAGGUGGAGGUGCUAUUGCGAUUGGCGUCAUGUUCGGUCUCACUGGCGGAGGAUUGGGUGGGUACAGAGUCGCUAGGCGGACCGCAGGUAUUUCUGAGUUCAAAUUCGUACCUUUGAAGAACGAGGUUUUGUUCGACGGCGCGCUUGGCAAGGGAAGCUUGCCGACACGCAAGGUGGAUCCGGAAUAUAGACCGCCUUAUGAAAUUCGCAGCAAGUCGUCUUCAUCGAACUCUUUAAGUACGCUAGGUACGCCAACUGACAAGUAUAAACCACCAGUGCCUCCAAAACCUCCAACUAUAAAGGCUAAGUCUCAAGCAGAGGAGAGGAAGAUAGCUAGCGAUAUUCCAGCGAAGAGGCCAGUAAAGGCACCAGCAAAACAACCAGACACCUCAUUUUCAUUCAAAAAAAUGGGCAACUCGUUUGAGCAGUUUGGGAGCAAAACUAUGUUUGGAAUGCGCAAGUUUGGAGACACAAUCAGCGACGGUGUGGCUAAUAUAGGUAUCAACAACAAGACAGAGGAGGAAAAAGAGGCUGAAAGGGCGACAGAGAACGCAGAGGUAGCACCUGCAAUGACAGCCACAGUCUGCGCCACCGGUCUGCUGCUCAACGCACCACAAGAGAGUGUGAAUGUGUGGAGGGAGUCAUUCGGUGACAUUGCGAACGCGGAAGACGAUCAGAGAGAUGUGUAUGCACUGACGACGGACGCUAGCUACUUUGUCGACGCAGGCAAGCAGAUCAAUGGGUGGGUAAUUGAGAAGAUAAUUAAUAUGGCCGGAUCACAAAUCCUGGGCGUAACAGCACUGGGUGCAUUCAUGGCGGCUACGGCUGUCCCGCUGGGUUUAAUAAGCGCUACUGGAAUGGUGAUUGAUAAUGCAUGGCAAGGUGCAGUAGACAGGGCUAAGAAGGCUGGCGAUAUUCUUUCAGAUGUUAUUAGAGAUAGGGUGCACGGAAAGAGACCGCUCGCUCUAAUAGGUCAUUCUCUAGGCGCACUCAUGCUCGUGAGAGCGCUGCUGAACCUGCCAGCACCUGACACACCAAUUAUAUCCACACUCACGCUCAUCGCUCUCCCAGCCAGCCUGAGCGAGCAGGAGUGGCUACAUUUGCGCGCUUUUGUGGCUGACGAAAUCACAAACGCGUAUGUACCGAAUGAUAUAGUACUCGCUAUGGUGUGUAGGCUGCACGAGGUGUUGACAAUCAGGAAUCCGAGGACUUCAGUCAGGGUUGCUGGGCUUGGACCUGUCAAUGAUGAGCAAGUUGAGAAAACCAAGGCAGAUAAUGAAGAGAAUAAAUCGCCAGAUGGAACGAAAGCUGUUAUUGAGCAAGUUGCUGUUUCUGGGCGUAAAUCUCACAUCCGAGAUGUCGAUUUGAGCGGAGUUCUGGAGGGACAUUUUGAUAUUCUCGAGCCAAGCAAGAUGAAACAAGUGCUUGAGGUUAUCGAUAUAGAGUAG
Molecule: messenger RNA, 2109 nt
Organism: Wallemia ichthyophaga EXF-994
Lineage: Eukaryota; Fungi; Basidiomycota; Wallemiomycetes; Wallemiales; Wallemiaceae
Exons: 1
Coding region: 1-2109 (702 amino acids)
Source: RefSeq, a predicted model, not a curated record